Molecule: messenger RNA, 1966 nt
Organism: Hemibagrus wyckioides
Lineage: Eukaryota; Metazoa; Chordata; Actinopteri; Siluriformes; Bagridae
Product: butyrophilin-like protein 1
Exons: 4
Coding region: 305-658 (117 amino acids)
Source: RefSeq, a predicted model, not a curated record
UCAGAGGGGAAGGGGCGGAGCUCUCUCUCAGUUCUCUGUAAUGAAGGUGAAAGUGAAAAUAGUUUUCGACUCAGAAACAGAGAAACUGCACCGUUACACUUCCUGCUGUAUCGGACUGAUAAAGGAGGAAUAUAUGUGUGUGUAGACAGGAGACAUUUUAAACACGGGGUUUAAACCUUAAUGAGAUAAAUACCGAAUAUGAGCCGCUCUGAAAUGUGGAAACGCUUCAGCUAAAGCAGCAGAUGUGUUUAUAUGAGGAACAGAGAAGGAUUUUAUUAGUUUGAAUCUACAGAAAGAGAUAAAGAUGGCGACUGCAAGAAAUGAGUUUAAACUCAUUGGUCCCAGUGGUAGAGAGCGGUAUAAUCACUCUGCUGUCACUCUCUCGCGUCGUCUGUCUCCUGAAAUCAGUGCUGUUAACAUGGAGAUCCGGUGGUUUAAGGAGACAGACUGUGUUUGUGUUUAUAAGAACAGAGAGGUGACAGAGGGGAGAGGUUACAGGGGCAGAGUGAGUCUGUUCAUUAAGGAGCUGAGGAGAGGAAACGUCUCCUUACAGCUGAGAGACUGUACAUGGACAGAUUUAGGAUAUUACCUGUGUCAGGUCACUGAUGGAGACAGAACAGAGGAGAUUACAGUACAGAUGAGAGUGGUAAGUAAAUAACUCGACUUCACACUAAUGGAAAAGGCUGAUAUUUUAUAAACUUAUCACAUAUAUUACAUUUUAAUCCAGGAAUCAAACAGAAACAUAAAAAGCAUUUUCAGAUCAUGUUUACGUGAAGGAGUCUGAUCAGUAAGUGAGAUUCCACUUCCAUCAGUCAGCUUCUUUCCCACAAUGCACCUGUGUGUAACCUCACUGCAGUGCAAUAAUGUAGACAGAGACGUUUACCAUGUCGAGUAAAAGACACAACAAACACACAGUAUAUAACACACACCACUGACAGACUCCAUCACAAUCUUACACAAUAAACAUAAAUCACAGCUUUAACAGUUUUCAGUGCUUGUAGACAGAAUAAUUGUCAUCAGUCUCUCUGUGUAACAAUCACACCAUAUUCUGAAAAAGCAUUGAAGAGUCGACUCGGCCUAGCGUUUAGUCUCUUUAAGCUAACAGUAGUAAGGCGUGUUAAUGCACACAGAAUAAAGACAACCUGACUGAACUGAGAACAGAAGUCCUUCACUUCAUUUACAAUGGAUAUAAAAAGUCUACAUGUCCCUGAUAAAAUGGCAGGUUUUUGUUGUGUAAAAAAAUUAAAUCAGGAUAAAUCACGUGUCACGUCUAGGACCCCGCCCUGUGCGGGGUUCGAACCCGGACUGCCGUGGUGUUGCGUGCAAGUGCCUGCACGCUGUGGAGAUAGAGACCCAUACGCAGGAUUCAGAGAAGCGCUGCUUUUAUUAUAUAAAGACGAGACAGAGGGCAACUACUGUAACUUAACACUAGACAUGGCAUGGUGUAAAACUAAACAAAAGACAAAACCUGAACAUAACUAACCUAAACCUGCCAUAACACCACAGCACAGUUAACAAUCACAGACAAAGACAUGAACACAAGGAACCCUAUUUAUAGGGAGAGACAUUAGGGCUGAUGGGAUACAGGUGACGCACCAGGAAUGAGAACAAUGGGAAGGGCGUAACACAAAAGACACACAAAGAAGCAGGCUUCCAAGGUUCACCUGCCAGCGCCCUCUCUGGGCCUGGCAGGGAACUGUCCAGCUGUUCCUGACAUCAUGUCAGAACAUUUUCUACCUUUUAUUGGGAAAUUGUGAUUCAUAUAUUAUAGUGAUAAACAAUAAGAUUUGUUUUUGUGGAGAAAAAAUAAAAAUAUACAAUUACCUGGUUGUAUUUUUGCACACACCCCUAAACUAAUACUUAAAGCUAGAGCUGGGUGAUAUGUCCUAUGAAUUGAAUCUCCGUUUUUUAAAACAAAAUUCGAUUUUCGAUUUCAAAAUGAUUAUUUUUCUUAAAGAAAAAUUAA